CUGCCCCUGGUCAACCUUGUAAGGAUGAUUCCUCAAAAACAAAAUGCAUAGCCUGGCACACGGCGUGCAGGACCUGACGACGCAGCCUCAGGGCCCCAGCCUGCCUACCUACCCAGUCCUUCUGCCGGCGCGCGACCAGCGCCAGCAAAGCAGCCUUCACAGCGGACACAUGCGCAAGUCGCCGCUGGCGGUACCGCUCCAGCGCGGUCAGGCUGUCCUCACGGUUCACGUGCCAGUGGACACCCGGCCCAUCAUUCCGGGCACCUACACCGUCACGGUCAAGAUGGUAGGGGGCCCUGUGUGGGGGGCUUUCCGCGGUCGCACCGAUUUGGUGCUGCAGGCGGGUGGCUAUCCCACCACCUCGGACCCCUCUAACCUGGCGUGUGCUUUUGUGGUCUCAGAGCAGUGCGCCAAAUCCGUGGGCCCCAAGGGGGAGCCCCAGGCCCCCGCAGGCCAGGGCAUCACCAACCACAUCUUUGCCUGUGUGCGGGGCCCAGUCUGGGACCCGCAGCUCUCUCACCUGCACUGUGCCAAGUUUGAGAUGCCCGGUGAGGAGCCCAUGCAGGUGGAGGUCCGUGGCGCCCCCCAGGCGGCUGGGGCGGCCACGACAGCUGCGGCAGGCAGCCCUGCUCCGGCUGCAGCCAGGGUCGCCGACCUGGGUGGCAACACCUUGGGUGUGGUGAGGCCCGCGGCUGCCAUGGCGACCGCAGCGGACAUCGUUGACCACGUGGGGGACGUGCAGAUGCAGGAGGCGGCGGGUUUGGGUGACGUGGCGGCUGCAGCUGGUGGCGCCAGCGGGCCACACAGCGGGGCCCCGCCCCCGCUGCCAGUUCUGGUGGCGGGGGGAAGCAACCGUGCUGCUGCGGCUGCCCUGCGGGCCGCGCUGCAGCAGCAGCCCUCUUCACAGCAGCGGGUGACAGCGGGAGGGCUUAGCGGGGUCCAGCCGGCGGCAGGCGUGGGGGGGCCGCCGGCGGCCAGGCCUCGCCCUGCCGGUGCUGGGCCGGCUGGCGUGCAGCAGCAGCACAGUGGCGCUCCCGCGCCACGGCCGCCCUUCGAUCAGCAGACAGCCGCUGGGCAGGAUCAGGAGCAGACCGCUGUGAUGCAGCGGUACUUGGCCGAGCUGGCGGACCUCAAUCUCCAGCGGCAACGGCGGUUACAGCAACAGCAACAGCAGCAGCAGCAGCUGCAGCGCCAGGGGCAGUCGCCCAGGCCCCGGACCGGCUCCCAGGUUGUGGUCCUGGCCACGCUGGGGGGGCAGGACGGGGCGGGCGAUGGCCCUGGCGUGGCGGCGUCACGGCGUGGGCAACGUGUUGACAUAGUUGACCACGUGGGGGACGUGCAGAUGCAGGAGGCGGCGGGUGUGGGUGACGCAGGGGCUGCCGCUGGUGGCGCCCGCGGACCACCCGCCGUGGCCUCACCCUCGCUGCCACAUCUGGUGGCGGGGGGAAGCACCCGUGCUGCUGCGGCUCCCCUGAGGGCCGAGCGACAGCAGCAGCCCUCUUCACAGCAGCGGGUGGCAGCGGGAGGGCUUAGUGGGGGGCAGCCGUCGGCAGGCGUGGGGGGGCCACCGGCGGUCAGGCGUCGUACUGCCUGUGCUGGGUCGGCUGGCGCGCAGCAGCAGCCCAGUGGUGCUCCCGCGCCACAGCCGCCCUUUGAUCAGCGGGCGGCCGCCAGGGGGGAUCAGGAGCAGACCGCUGUGAUGCAGCGGUACUUGGCCUACAUGGCGGACCUCCAUCUCCAGCAGCAACGGCGGGUACAGCAACAGCAGCAGCAGGAGCAGCAGCGCCAGAUGCAGCCGCCCAGGCCCCGGACCGGCUCCCGGUAUGAGGUCCUGGCGACGCUGGGGGGACAGGACGGGGCGGGUGAUGGCGCUGCCACGGCGGCGCCCGGGCGUGGGCGACGGGUGCAACCAGCCGCGCACGCACCGCCGCCACCGCUGCAGCAACAGCCCCGCUCCAAAGGGCGCUGUGGCCCCGCCCAGCUCCCGCAGCAGAGGGCAGGGCGCUUGGGCGGCGGGCUGCCUCCCCCGCAGGACGGUGAUAGCUCGCCGCCGCGUGUGCCCACUGGGCGGCCGACCGGGGGACAGCAGGCUGGUGGGGGCAGCGGGUUGAAGCGCCAGGGUGGAGGAGUGGGGCGGGCAGUGCCCCAGCCGCUACCCCAGGCGCGGCCGCCACUGCAAACGUCACAACCGGCGGGUGGUGGUAAGGGCAGGGACAGGGGCCUGGGCGCGCCGGCUGGGGGUUCGGCCGACACGGCUGGGCGCGCUGGUGGGGGUGCGGGCAGUGAGGCGGAGUACGGGGCCGUUUGCCUGACCCGGGACACAUGUGUUGCCAUCGGCUCUGACCUCGUGACGCACCAGAACCGCUGCGCAGAUGUGCAGGGGUUUGAGUGGGCGCAGCUGGGCCACGACACGCUUGGUGGCCGCCUCCUCGCCUACCUCCGUGACCAGGGCGCCACCGUACCGGACUGGGCCGUCUGCCGCGUGCCGGCCGGCCGUACCGCCGUCCUGGCACAGCUGCACGACGAGUUCACUGGCUGGUGGCGCCUAUACUCAGCCCAGCCUGCAGACACGCCCCUGCCUUCCGAUGUGACGGAGCAGCUGGAUGACGCCGCGCAGCAGGUGCAGACUGCCUACAUGGACUACGUGCUCCUAGACGCCCGCACCCUGCGGUCGGCUAAGCGUGGGCUGGCGGACCCUGGCGGGGCCAGCGGGCCCAGCCGCCGGCAACGCCAGCACCGCAGCCGAAGUACCUCCAGCCUCAUGAGCCUGGGCAGCGCUCCAUUGCGCCCCGGCGGCCCCAGCUCAGGCGCCGCUAGCAUGAGCACCAGCGGCGGCGGCGCGCCCCCCAGCCAGGGUGGCGGCCGCCGCGGCAAACACCACAGCAGCACCAGCAACCGCAACCGCCACGGCGCUGCCGUGGCCGCUUAUGCGCAGGCGAGGACGUGGCUGCAGCAGCUGUGGGCCUGCGUUGCGCCCCAGGCAGCGGCGCCGCCAGUGACGGACGCGGGCUUCAUGCUGGGGGACCGCAUGGCUUCUCACCGCACAGCUCAAGGCGGCUAAGCUGGAGCACUUUGUUGCCAUCUGGUCGGCGGGUGGCGCGCUUUGUGAAGUGGAGGAGGUUCAGGGUGGGUCACCGCAGUUGAACUUGCGGCUGACGCUUGCAUCACCUGUGCAGGCCCCCUAGGUUUCCUUUUGGGCGGCGGUUCUUUCCAUGCGCUGGCGUGGCGUAUUAUCAUCAUCAGCUUGUCUGGCGCCCAUGAGUACUAGCUCUGGCUGGAGUGGCAGCGCCUGGGCGGCUGUGGGACUUCCUGCACAGCGCGUCUUGCAGCGGACUGGAGCCCACUUAGUCAGCGCCACAUCUGGCCGUUUAGUUUUCUGCUUGUGUCUCCUCUGCCGGUUCUCCUGAGGUGUUGCUUAAGCAACCGACUUGUGGGGGUGGGGUGGGUUUUGGGCGGGGCGAGUGCGUAGCGCUGGUGUUUUCUUUUCUGGCGCGCAGUGGUGGUGGUUCUUGCGGUUAGGCUGUGGUGUAGGUUGGUGCUUGGGUUAGGUCUGGCGGUGUUUUUGUGCAACCCCUCCCGGGGGGCGGGGGGGCCAGCCUUCUGCUCUGUCUGCCGGGUCGGGGUGGGGUGGGGUGGGAUGGAUGGGGGUGGUGGGUGGCGGUUUUCGAGGUGUUUGUUUUCUGUUUUUCUUCUCUUUUCUUCUCUUCUUGCCCUGUCAGGGUUCUGGUCUCGGGGACCAGGCUGCUUUCCGGCAGUAGGGGGGCAGCGCGUCUGCCCCUGUUCAACCUUGUAAGGAUGAUUCCUC
Chlamydomonas reinhardtii is the source of this 3805-nucleotide messenger RNA. RefSeq lists its product as uncharacterized. NCBI's taxonomy places the organism in Eukaryota, Viridiplantae, Chlorophyta, Chlorophyceae, Chlamydomonadales, Chlamydomonadaceae. The coding region runs from base 44 to 3061 and encodes 1005 amino acids. The record is from RefSeq and is a predicted model, not a curated record. The transcript has 3 exons.